AUGCCCAACUCAACAGUGAACUCUAAACAAACACCUGGAGAAUUGGAAAAAUUGAACCUUGAGAAGGGAAAUAAGAGAAAACCCAAAUCUUCAAUUGCUUCUAUUCCUUCUUCAACCAAGUCUGAAGAGAAUUCUAACAUUACAAUAACAUUUUCGAACAUUGGAGUUCAUGUUAUUGAGAAAAUUCAAAAAUUGCUUGAAGAAGAAUAUGUGAAAAAUGAUUCAAAAAAGUCAAAACGAAAAUCAAAAUCAAUCUGUUCUGGAAGCAUUGAAGCAAAUCCUUUAUUUAUCACCGAAAAGAUUAAUUAUGAUGAGAGAUAUUUGAAAAAUUUAAACAUUGAAGUAGAGGAUUCAUCAGAAGAAGAAUCAGCUUUAACCACUAACUCUAACCAAACAAACAAAACAUGUUAUAAUUGCUUAGGGAUUGGACAUAUUCUAGCAGAGUGUCCGUAUGAACUAGAUUUUGACGAAAUUGAUAAAAAUAGGGAUUCAUUUAGGAAAAAAGCGACUACUCGAAUAUUCGAAGCAUUUGGGCCAACUCCAAAGCGAAGUGAAAAGAAGUCUCCUCUAGAUAUCAAGAAUUUUGCUGUACGGUUAUCAGAAAAAGCAAAAAAGACGACCUCUCGGUCAGUUUUGGCAUCAUACAAAGGAGAAACUCCUCAGAAUAAGAUUCAUGAGAAAGAUAUUGGGACUGUGAGUGAAGAAUUUCUUUAUGGAGGAGCCCCAAUUGAAGCCAGUAAUUUUGAAGAAAAGAAACAAAAACUAUCUAAAGUUUUUACUCGCUUAAAGGAGCAUAAAGAAUUCGAAAAGAAGAGAAAAUUCGAUCAAUUCUCAACAGACGACCAUAACUACAUUCACAUUCGUGAGUCACAAGAAAAGUCCUCUUCACAAGAAAGGUCAAAAAAGAGUAAAGAACCUUAUCACAAGAAAAAGAAACAGUCGUAUGACAAGAGUUAUGACGACGGUGAUAAUUUGGAACCUCGGCAGCGUUAUCGUUUCAAAGAAUUUUUUGGUGAAAGAGAUGGCAGACGCAACAAUUCUCGUGAAAGUCGAUCAACAAAUAACACAGAUCGAUAUUACUAUGACCAUUAUGACGAUGAAUUUGAACGAGGUUUUCACCAAAGAAGAUAUAACAAUGACGACAGCACUCCUCGAACAAAUCAGUCCAAGAAAAAAAACGACUCAAAAAAUCAAUCUUACGCCAAGAAACAAAAUUCAAAAAGAAAAUAG
This is a messenger RNA of Naegleria lovaniensis, 1230 nucleotides long. RefSeq lists its product as uncharacterized. NCBI's taxonomy places the organism in Eukaryota, Heterolobosea, Eutetramitea, Acrasida, Naegleriidae. The record is from RefSeq and is a predicted model, not a curated record. The coding region runs from base 1 to 1230 and encodes 409 amino acids. The transcript has a single exon. Gene Ontology annotation, molecular function: nucleic acid binding; zinc ion binding.